CCGCCCCCUCCCCUCUCCUGCCCGGCGGGUCCCGGCGAAGCUGCCUCCGCCAUGUCAGUGCUGGGCGAGUACGAGCGACACUGCGACUCCAUCAACUCCGACUUCGGGAGCGAGUGCGGCGGCGGCUCCGUGUCCAGCCCCGGCCCCGGCCCCGGCUCGGCCGCCCGCCCCGGUGGCGGCUUCCCGAUGGAGCAGGAGGAGUUGCAUUACAUCCCCAUCCGCGUUCUGGGCCGGGGCGCCUUCGGGGAGGCCACGCUGUACCGCCGCACCGAGGAUGACUCAUUGGUUGUGUGGAAGGAAGUUGAUUUGACCCGAUUGUCUGAGAAAGAACGUCGUGAUGCCUUGAACGAAAUUGUUAUUCUGGCUCUGCUACAACAUGACAACAUUAUUGCCUACUACAAUCACUUCAUGGACAACAACACCUUGCUGAUUGAACUAGAGUAUUGUAAUGGAGGAAACCUAUAUGAUAAAAUCCUGCGUCAGAAGGACAAAUUGUUUGAGGAAGAGAUGGUGGUCUGGUACCUGUUUCAAAUUGUAUCAGCGGUGAGCUGCAUCCAUAGAGCUGGGAUACUGCAUAGAGAUAUAAAAACUUUAAAUAUUUUCCUAACUAAGGCAAAUCUAAUUAAACUUGGAGAUUAUGGGCUGGCAAAGAAACUUAAUUCUGAGUACUCCAUGGCUGAAACUCUUGUGGGAACCCCAUACUACAUGUCUCCAGAACUCUGCCAAGGGGUGAAGUACAACUUCAAGUCUGAUAUCUGGGCAGUAGGCUGUGUUAUUUUUGAGCUGCUCACCCUAAAGAGGACCUUUGAUGCAACAAAUCCUCUUAAUCUGUGUGUGAAGAUUGUGCAAGGGAUCCGUGCCAUGGAAGUAGAUUCCAGCCAGUAUUCUUUAGAGUUGAUUCAGAUGGUUCAUUCAUGCCUUGAUCAGGACCCUGAGAAGAGGCCCACUGCUGAUGAACUUCUGGGUUGUCCACUUCUCAGUAAGCGCAGGAGGGAAAUGGAGGAAAAAGUCACACUGCUUAAUGGGCCAACAAAGAGACCAAGGUCAAGUACUGUGAAUGAGACUCCCAUUGCAGUGGUAACAUCACGGACAAGUGAGGUUUAUGUUUGGGGAGGUGGAAAAUCCACUCCCCAGAAGCUAGAUGUCAUCAAGAGUGGAUGUAGUGCCCGGCAGGUGUGUGCAGGCAAUACCCACUUUGCUGUGGUGACAGUGGAGAAGGAGUUAUACACCUGGGUGAAUAUGCAAGGGGGCACCAAACUUCAUGGGCAACUGGGCCACGGAGACAAAGCUUCCUAUCGACAGCCAAAGCAUGUAGAAAAGUUGCAAGGCAAAGCUAUCCAUCAGGUGUCUUGCGGAGAUGACUUUACUGUAUGUGUCACAGAUGAAGGUCAGCUUUAUGCCUUUGGAUCAGAUUAUUAUGGUUGCAUGGGUGUAGACAAGGUUGCCGGGCCUGAGGUACUAGAGCCCAUGCAGGUAGACUUCUUCCUUAACAAUCCAGUGGAGCAGGUCUCCUGUGGAGAUAAUCACGUGGCAGUUCUGACACGAAAUAAAGAAGUCUAUUCAUGGGGCUGUGGAGAAUACGGACGACUGGGUUUGGAUUCAGAAGAAGAUUAUUACACACCACAGAAGGUAGAUGUGCCUAAGGCCUUGAUUAUUGUCUCAGUUCAGUGCAGCUGUGAUGGAACGUUUCUUCUAACACAGUCAGGCAAAGUGCUGGCAUGUGGACUCAACGAAUUCAACAAACUGGGCCUGAACCAAUGCAUGUCUGGCAUCAUCAACCACGACGCUUACCAUGAAGUUCCCUACACAACUUCAUUUACUUUGGCCAAGCAAUUGUCAUUUUACAAGAUCCGAACCAUUGCCCCAGGCAAGACUCACACUGCAGCUAUUGAUGAACGGGGUCGCCUGUUGACCUUUGGUUGCAACAAGUGUGGCCAACUUGGAGUGGGGAAUUAUAAGAAGCGCCUGGGAAUUAACCUGUUGGGGGGACCCUUGGGGGGGAAGCAGGUGAUCAGAGUGUCUUGUGGUGAUGAAUUUACCAUCGCUGCUACUGAUGAUAACCACAUUUUUGCUUGGGGAAAUGGUGGGAACGGCCGCUUAGCAAUGACUCCCACAGAGAGACCUCAUGGCUCUGAUAUAUGUACCUCGUGGCCUCGGCCUAUUUUUGGAUCUCUACAUCACAUCCCAGAUCUGUCUUGCCGUGGCUGGCACACCAUUCUCAUUGUUGAGAAAGUGCUGAAUUCUAAGACCAUCCGUUCCAAUAGCAGUGGCUUGUCGAUAGGAACUGUGGCUCAGAACUCCACCCAAGGGGGAGGGGGCGGAGGAGAAGAGGAGGAGAGCCAACCGGAAUCUGAGACCCCUGAUCCAAGUGGAGGCUUCCGGGGAACAAUGGAGGCAGACCGAGGAAUGGGGGAUUUAAUCAGUCCAACUGAGGCCAUGGGAAUCAGCAGUGUGGGCAACAGUUCCUGCCCCGGCUGGCUGCGCAAGGAAUUGGAAAAUGCAGAGUUCAUCCCCAUGCCUGAUAGCCCCUCACCCCUGAGUGCAGCUUUUUCAGAGCCUGAGAAAGAUACCCUGCCCUACGAGGAGCUGCAAGGACUCAAAGUGGCCUCUGAAGCACCUGCAGAACGCAGGUCUACAAGAGAAACCUGGCUCCCCCGGCUUAAUCCAGCACUAGGAUGUGCUGGAAAGGGAGCACCAUUGGGUGCUGCCUGUGUUUGUAGCAGCCUGCAGGUGGAGGUGGACCGGCUGGAAGGUCUGGUGUUAAAGUGUUUGGCUGAACAGCAGAGACUGCAGCAGGAAAAUCUCAAGAUUUGGACCCAACUCCAAAGGCUCAACAAAGAGACAGAAGGAGUGCAGAAGUUGGAGACUCAUUCCAAAGGAACUCAGACAGCAAAGGAAGAGAUGGAAACAGAUCCAAAACCAGACUUGGAUUCAGAUUCCUGGUGCCUUUUGGGAACAGAUUCCUGUCGGUCCAGCCUUUAGUUUCCUGAUCCCGUGCAUCCCCAGUGAGACGGGAUCCCUGCAACUUCACAGCACACUUACUGAAUGCAGAGAACGGCUUUCCUGGCUUCGUUUCAGUUGCUGACAAGGAGCAAAGCAGGAGGCUCUGAAGGGCCUCUAGAGUACAGAUGGAGGGAAGCAUCUCCUUUUAGAUAGGAACUAGGAGUGUUUGUCGUUUGUUUUGUUUUAUUUUUUUGAGGGGGAAAGGCCCAGUGUCCCUGGCUUUGCCUUCAGUGACUGCCGCAGCAACAGCAGCUCUGUACCUCAUCUGUUGAUCCCACCUGUAAAGAAGAGAAACAGCCCUGUCAUGCUAUUUGCACAGGUAGCCCCUUAUACCCGUUUGUAAUUUUCACCACUUGUUGGGAGCUACCUUGGGAGCCCAGCACCAAUCACUGUACUUCUAGGUGGAGGAGGGGAAAGUGGAAAGCUUGCGAGAGCUUGUUAGGACUAGCUGGCUGGCUGUAACGGGGUCCUAGUCCUGCCAAAGUCAGCUUAAAAGAUGGCAAAGUGUUUUGUGCCAUCUCGGAGACAGAGUCUGAGGAAAAGAAGUUUUACAGACUAGUUUUUGGCUUAUUUUCAUAGAGUUGAAAUACUCACAUGCAGCUCAAUAUUGGAGGGAAGAGGGUCUCGAUUGAUAUUUGCUCUGGAAGUUGACUGGGAUUUCUCUGGUGAGAAUUAAAGAAGGGCAGGCCUCUCCUUAUUACAUAGUCAUACUCUUGGUGCAUAAUGCUGGAGCUUCUGCACUGUGGAUGAGGCAGGAAGAGACUCAUAGCCUUGAAAAGGGACCUCCUGAAGUGAUGUUACUUCUUUGACUAUUGAAAACAUUGGAGAAAUGAUAGUCUCCUCAAGACUAAGUCACAAGGGAAAAGAGGUCCUCUGAUGACAUUGUCCUCAGCAGCUGUGCUUGACUCCUUAGAGACUGCUGAUGACUGCCAUGGCUCCUUCUCUUAUGAGGAGGCCCUUUCCUGCUUCUGCCUUCACAGCUUGUUUUUGUUCUGAUCUUGGCACCAGUAGCACUGGCCACUGUUGUUCUGUGUCUAGUCAGUAUUUUUUUUUCCCUUAGCUUCUUAUGAAGCCAUGUAGUAGCCAGUGAAUAUGUAUCUUUUCCUUAUUAUGUGGCUCUUAGCCAGUACCAAAGUUCCUUGAAUAUAUAACAGACUGAAUAGAAUUUAGGAAAUGGAAGAGGUGACCUUUUUGUCUAUUGUGCCAUUGUAGGGGGGAGCAGACCACCUUUCUCAGAAAGAGUUGUCUUCUUUAUUCCUAAACCCCAGAUCUUAAACCCCACUGGUUGUGUACUAUGAGUUGCUGGUUUCCCUUAAAGGUAUGAACUUUAUAUUUCAGUUUAUGAAAAAUGAAGUGUCUUGAUUUCACAAGUGCCUGCUUAUGGGUUUCAUAUCUACCUCCCUACAAACAGUUGCCAAGUUCUUUUAUUGUUUCAUUUUCCCUAAACAAAAAGAUGAGAUUUGAGUUUUGUUUGGGGUUAUGAGAUGGAUUUGCUACCUUCUUAGGCAUACUUUUCUAGUCUUUUGGAAACUGAUAUUAAGACUAGAGCUUGGAAAAACCCCAUGGCUGGGGUUGGGGGUUUGGAGGGAGGGAGCAGCUGUGUUCAGUGGGAGCAGCUGUGUUCAGUAGGAGCAGCUGUCUUUCUGUGUCACGUUCCCAUUAUCUUUAGUUAGGGGAAGCCAGCUAGAGUAGUACUAAUGUAAUCUGUGUACCUUUUGAAUAAGGAAGAAGCCAGUCCCAGAUUAAGAGUAUAAAUUCUAGGAACUUGGGGUUUUGCUAAAAAUAACAAGAACAACAACUUAGUGUGUUUUGUUUUAUCAUGUAAACACAGCUUUGAUUGCUGAGGGCUGAUGGGCCUUGCUCCUGUAACCUUCACAUUCACUGUCUCAGCAGGACUGGGAGGUGAGGUCCGUUUUGGUAUAAACCAUGAGCAUUACUCCUGAGGGGGAAAUGAAGGAAUUUGUCACGUUGCUACGACUGUGAGAUGUAAGUGAGCAUCAAAAGGGAAAAGAGGCCUACUCUUAACUCUGACAGCAAGUGAUUCCACUAGCAGCAUGAGACUGGUCAUUUUCUGUAUUGUGUUGCCUUUGAGAAGCCUUAAUUUCCUGUUCAUCGGGCUGAGAAUUCAAGUUCUGUUCCUUUAAAGACAAUUUGCACUUACCUAGGGUAGGCCUGGGAGAACCUAAUGAUUUUCGUGCCAAGCAGCUAUGCAAACAGAAACCAGUUCAGAGCUGGCAGCCAUGCAUUGGAUGAUAUGCAGAGGGCACAUAGGCAGAAGUGCCUUUGAAUGGUUCUUGUUCUCAACUGCCUUUUUAUUUUGUCCUGUUGUAUUUUUCUUCUUUCAGGACUAGAUUUGUAUUCGUUAAGCUUCCCAGUAGUAUUGCUUUCGAGUUAUAAUAUAACCUGAUUAAAACCUCUGCUCUGACACUUGAAGAACUAGCUUGUUGUUAGCCUCCUGUUUGAAAGGUUAAGGGUGGAAUGGUUUGGCAUUUGUUUAAAUAAAUAUAUAAAUUCUUAAAUGGUGCAGUGCUCAAUAAGCCUAUAUGUGCAUUAGUGAUUAAAAAAACUUUUUUUUUUUUA
Molecule: messenger RNA, 5583 nt
Organism: Vombatus ursinus (common wombat)
Lineage: Eukaryota; Metazoa; Chordata; Mammalia; Diprotodontia; Vombatidae
Gene: NEK9
Product: NIMA related kinase 9
Biological process (GO): protein phosphorylation
Cellular component (GO): centrosome
Molecular function (GO): protein kinase activity; ATP binding; protein kinase binding
Source: RefSeq, a predicted model, not a curated record